Suncus etruscus (white-toothed pygmy shrew) is the source of this 1126-nucleotide messenger RNA. It is a transcript of the gene DERL2, whose product is annotated as derlin 2. The coding region runs from base 5 to 724 and encodes 239 amino acids. Gene Ontology annotation, cellular component: Hrd1p ubiquitin ligase ERAD-L complex; endoplasmic reticulum membrane. Gene Ontology annotation, molecular function: misfolded protein binding; ubiquitin-specific protease binding. Gene Ontology annotation, biological process: endoplasmic reticulum unfolded protein response. Lineage: Eukaryota; Metazoa; Chordata; Mammalia; Eulipotyphla; Soricidae. The transcript is spliced from 7 exons. The record is from RefSeq and is a predicted model, not a curated record.
GAAGAUGGCGUACCAGAGCCUCCGGCUGGAAUACCUGCAGAUCCCACCCGUCAGUCGAGCCUAUACUACUGCCUGCGUCCUCACAACCGCCGCUGUGCAGUUGGAAUUGAUCACACCUUUUCAGUUGUACUUCAAUCCUGAAUUAAUCUUUAAACAUUUCCAAAUAUGGAGGCUAAUCACCAAUUUCUUAUUUUUUGGACCAGUUGGAUUCAAUUUUUUAUUUAACAUGAUUUUUUUAUAUCGUUACUGUCGAAUGCUAGAAGAAGGCUCUUUUCGAGGUCGGACAGCAGAUUUUGUAUUUAUGUUCCUUUUUGGUGGAUUCUUAAUGACUCUUUUUGGUUUGUUUGUAAGCUUAGUUUUCUUGGGCCAGGCCUUUACAAUAAUGCUGGUCUACGUGUGGAGCCGAAGGAAUCCCUAUGUUCGCAUGAACUUCUUCGGCCUUCUCAAUUUCCAGGCUCCCUUUCUACCCUGGGUGCUCAUGGGCUUUUCCUUGUUGUUGGGGAAUUCGAUCAUUGUGGACCUCUUGGGUAUAGCUGUUGGACAUAUAUAUUUUUUCUUGGAAGAUGUAUUUCCCAAUCAGCCUGGUGGAAUACGAAUCCUGAAAACACCAUCUGUUUUGAAGGCUAUUUUUGAUACACCAGAUGAAGAUCCAAAUUAUAAUCCACUACCUGAAGAGCGGCCAGGAGGCUUCGCCUGGGGUGAGGGUCAGCGACUGGGCGGUUAAAGCAGCAGUGCCAAUAAUGAGACCCAGCUGGGAAAGACUCAAUGACAUGCCCACUGGAUUCUUUUAUGCUUUGUGUUGCAAAAGUGUGGGCACUUUUGACAGCUUGACAGAUUUUAACUCCAGAAGCACUUUAUGAAAUGGUACACUGAUUAAUCCAGAAGACAUUUCCAGCAGUUUACCAGUAGUUCUUCACUACACUGGGAUUGAAAGUAUAAUCUCUUGGAGCCAAAAAACCUGGAGAAGCAAAUGCCCUGCCAACUCUAAAAGUACAUGAGUACUUGAGUUUUAUGGUAUAAGGCAGACUUUUAUUCCUCUUCUUUGAUUGAUGAGGCCAUGGUGUAAAUGGAAUUUUCAGAGAGGACAAAAUAAAACUGAAUUCCAUCUUGCUCUCAUUGAAUUAAA